UCAGCCUCGUAUCUUCAAACCAAAUUCAUUCUGAGCUCAAGGAAAGGAAGUACCUUCAUGAUGACUGCAGUUUACCUUCUGCGCUUCUUUAUUCCUGGAUGAACGGAAUGUUUAAGAAAGGCAUGAAGGAAGCUAUUGAAAUCGAUGAUAUGGGAAGUUUACCCGAAGAGCAUUCAGCAAAGUACAGUAGUGAACGCUUUGCAAAGAUCCUACUUCAAGAAAAGGAGAGAGCGAGAAAGAAAGGCCGCGAGAUCAGUUUUAACCGAGCGCUCUUCCAUUUCCUUAAGAAAGGAUUAUAUGUAUCUGGAAUUCUCAAAUUCGUCGGAGAUUCUUCAGGUUUUGCAACACCGUAUUUAAUAUCUGGUAUUAUCACAUGGGCAACCUUACAGGGGAAGGACUCCGGCGAGACAGGGCAAACAUACCAAAUGACGGAAUCAUAUUACAUCACAGCAGGAGAUUUCUUUUCCAAUGGAUUUGUUCUCGUGAUAGCCCUCUUUUUCCAGUUGGUUUUCCAGAAGAUCUGUACUCAAUUAAGUUAUCAUUACGUCAUCUUAGAUGGAGCCAAGGCCAGAGCUGCUAUUCAGUCAGCAGUGUAUUCUAAAACCUUGCGUUUGUCAACUUCUGGGAUUGGAAGCGGGUCGCUAACCCAGGGCCAGAUUGCUAACCAUAUGUCUGUUGAUCCUCGAAGUAUCUUCUUAGCACUACAAUGGAUCCAUUCCAUCUGGUCGAUACCUUAUCAGGUCAUUGUUUUCGUGAUAAUCCUUUACUUCGAACUGGGAUUUUCAGCCCUUGUUAGUUGUUUGGUCCUUCCACUCUCGAUACCUAUUCAAAUCUACAUUGCUAAUAGACAAACUUUCUACCAGAAAGGAGCAAUGAUACAAUCAGACGAGCGCUUAAAGCAGACUAACGAGGUCUUACAAGGAAUGAAAGUUGUGAAAUUAAAUGCCUGGGAGAAAAUAUUUCAAAAGGCUAUCGAGAUCACCAGGAGGAAAGAAGUUAAAAAGCUCAGGAUUCAGAUGCUGUGGCGGGUUCAGCUAAAUACCUUGGCCAAUGCAGUUCCACUUCUUCUCAUGCUUUUUGCUCUGAGCUUGUAUAGUGUAUUCUCUGGUAAGAGUUUGACUCCUGAUGUAGCCUUCACGUCGCUUUCAGUAAUCAACCAGCUUCAACUCCCUUUACAAUUACUACCUCGUGUAUCUGCUUUCUUUGUCAUCGCUGUAGUCAGUAUGCGUCGAUUAGGAAAGUUUUUCAAAGCACCUGAGAUCGAAGGCAAUUUGUUGACUGGUAAUGGGAUGAACGGAGACAUCGUUGAUGAAGAAGAUAAAGAAAAGGUUUCUGAUUCCAGCGCUUUAAUAAAAAAACUGAAGAAUGGAAAUGUCAAGGAAUAUGGAGCAACCCAUUAUACAAGAUUGGCGAACGGUUACAGUGAAUCGGACGCUGAAGCUAUUCCAAUGAUGAGUAUAAAUGCUGAUACACUUCCAUCCAACAUUGCAUUGAAGGUGACCAAUGGGUCAUUCUCAUGGAGUGGAGAGACUCGGACACCGAUAAUAUCCAACGUGAAUAUUGAUAUUCUUGCAGGUAAACUUACAAUGAUUGUUGGUAGGAUAGGAGCGGGUAAAUCUUCUCUCUUGGCAGCCAUGUUGGAUGAAAUGAUCACAUUGAAUGGAGAUAUCAAGCAACGAAGCAAAAAGAUCGGAGUUGCAUAUGCGGCACAGACAGCGUGGCUCAUCAAUGCUAGCCUGAAGGACAAUAUCCUAUUUGGAAAACCUUUCAACUACAAAAGAUACAAAAGGAUAUUGCAUGCCUGUUGCCUGCAACCAGACAUUGACAUUCUUCCAAUGGGAGACCAAACGGAGAUUGGUGAGAAAGGUAUCAACCUUAGCGGAGGUCAGAAGCAACGCAUCAGCGUCGCGAGGGCAAUGUAUAGCUCAUAUGAUGUCGUCAUUUUAGACGAUCCAUUAUCUGCUCUUGAUGUGCAUGUUGGUAGUCAUAUGUUCUUCAAAGGUAUUCUGGAUUUCUUGAUUGAGGAAGGAAGAACUGUAGUUCUUGUCACCCAUCAGGUGCAAUACUUGGAUCACGCUGAUCAGGUAAUCUACCUGCAAGAUGGAUAUGUAGCUAGGAAAGGAACAAUGAGAGAAAUUGAACAAGAGGAUCCCAGCCUUGUAAAGUCUUGGAAUGUAACUCUCAAAACUGAUGAGAUAGAGACGGCAGUGGGAUAUUGCAGUUCAACAGAUGAAGAACGAGAAGUUCUCAAAAAACGAGUUUCGAAGUCCAAGAAAGGUCAACAGAAUGACAUAGAGAUAAUUGAUGAGUCUUCAAGUAAAUUGAUCGGUUCAGAGGAGAGAAAUCGAGGUUCCGUAUCUAUAUGGUAUUACUGGUAUUACCUAUGUAAGUUUGGGUUAUGCCAAGGCUUCUUGGUCUGUUUAUUUGCAAUACUUCAGAACGUUGCUACAGCCGGAACACAGUUCUGGCUUUCUGCAUGGUCGUCAGCUGGAGCCAAAUUACCAGAUAAUGCAACAGUUGAAGAAAGCAAUGCUGUGCUAAAGAAGUAUGUGGGUAUAUACUGUGUUUUGAAUGGAUCUGAUAUUCUGUUGGGCACUGUAUGGACUACGAUACUACUCAUCCAGUGUGUUCAUACUUCAAAGACUCUACAUAAUAUGAUGCUUACUAGAAUACUCAGAGCACCAAUGAGAUUUUUCGACACGACUCCGCUUGGACGAAUCAUGAAUCGUUUCGCUUCAGAUAUGCAGAAACUUGAUCAGACGCAAGGACCUUUUAUCCUGGGUUUAUUUAAGUUUCUCUUGAGUACCUUGGCUGGUGUAGUAGUUAACGCAAUCAUCUCUUGGUAUUUCAUCGUUGCUAUGAUACCUAUUACAUUGGCUUAUAUGAUUCUCAUGAAAGUAUUCAUCGAUACCUCUCGGGAAAUGCAACGGCUAGUGAGUAUUUCAAACUCACCUGUUUUCUCUCAUUUCUCCGAGACGCUUGGAGGUCUUACUACUAUACGAGCAUACAGACUUCAGAAAAGAUUCAAGAAAAAUAUCAUUGGUAAAAUUGAGAGAAAUCAUGUGUCCUUCUGUUUCCUGCAAGACAGUAACCGAUGGUUGGGGAUCCGAUUGGAUUUAACUGGAUGUAUAAUGGUUCUAGCUGCUGGACUAACCAGUCUUGCUGCAUCGUCUCUCCAUCCAGCUACAUUUGGAGCUAGUCUUGUUGGUCUUGCAAUAACGUAUGCAUGCAAGGCUGCGUAUUCCCUGACAUGGGUUGUUCGUAAUGCCACCAGUGUUGAGAUGGGCAUGAAUUCUGUUGAGAGGAUUGAAUACUACACCAAGGUAGAUAACGAGAAAUACCGAGGUUCUAUUACGCCAAAGCCUUCCUGGCCUGACAAAGGUCAUGUUACAUACAAUCGAGUGUAUGCUAGGUAUGCAGCUAAUUUACCUGCUGUUCUUCAAGGAGUCAAUAUUGAUUUCAAACCAGGAAUGAAGGUUGGUAUAUGUGGGCGAACGGGAAGUGGGAAAUCAUCCCUGACAUUAACACUUUUCCGAAUCAUCGAUACGUUUAAAGGAGUGAUUAAAAUCGAUGGAGUUGAUAUUUCCAAGCUAUCGCUGACCGAUUUAAGAGGUCGCCUUGCUAUCAUACCUCAAGACCCAGUCAUGUUCACAGGCACAGUACGAUUUAAUUUGGAUCCUGAGGAAAGACGAACUGAUACGGAGAUAUGGGAUGCUUUGGAAAUUGCUCAACUUAAGAAGCUUGUGAGCGAUCUUCCAAACAGUCUCGACUCAAUGGUGUACGAAGGAGGAGAUAAUUUCAGCGUAGGUGAAAAACAACUCUUCUGUCUUGCUCGUGCUAUGCUAAAGAAAUCUCGCAUUCUGAUCAUGGACGAAGCCACGGCCUCAAUUGAUGUCCACACGGAUGCCAUUUUACAAGAAGUGGUCGCAACUGCUUUCAAGGAGGAAACAGUCAUUACAAUCGCACAUCGAGUAUCGACUAUACUGGACUCAGAUCAGAUCGUGGUCCUUUCCGAAGGACAUGUUGCUGAACUUGGAACACCGGAAUCUCUGUUAGCUAAAGAAGAUAGCAUAUUCGCGUCUCUCGUUAGAGCCAAGUCCUAAUCACUCUCAUUUACAAGUGUCCAUAUUGUUGGAAGUAUUUGUUGAAAUAACUGAUUUAUCAUGUAUGUUGUUAUAUAUUGUUAGAGUAAGCGUUAAAUAUAAAGGGUAAGUAUAAGGUAUCCUGAGUUUAUAUUGAGUUUAUAUAGGCCUUAUUUCAGCAUGUUUAUAUAUAAAGUAAAUUAAUGGUAUGAAUGCGAUGUAACCGAAAAUUUCAUAUCAGUAAAUCUUGAAGUAUUUGGUUUGAACAAGUUCUUUAUUUGCAACAAUACAAGUUUUAUAUACGACAAUUAUAACUAUAAGUUAAAAAGAAGGGAUUAAAAGGUAGUAACUUGAGAAAACACUACGAAACUGAAAGGUUAAAAAAAUCUGAUUUACGAUUCAUGUGCAUAACUGAACAGCAUCGUUAUUCCGGAUCUUCAAGACAAAGUUUGUUUUCCAUUAGAAAACAAUGGUAAAUACUAAUCUUAAAAAGAAUGUGAUUUUCUGGGUUUUUUUUUCACACUGCAUAUCCAUGCUAUGACAUUGAACAUAAGUUAUCUUAUCUCAGUAUUCACUACAAUUCAUACUCAUGAGCGUACUCAUACAUCACUACUAUAAUGCUUUCUAUUAUGUAUUGAACGAAAUAUCUGAUUAUGACUUUCUAACUUAAGUCUCAGUUGAUGACCCCCCCCCCCAUAAACAAAUGAAUAAAAUGAAUGAAAUGAUUAAAUAAAUGAUAAAAAAUGGUGUGCAUAUAAAUGUCAAAUCAAUAAAAUGGUAUACAAAUUGUGAAAUAAAAAUAGGCCAUAUUAAUGCAAUGAAGUUCAAUUUUUUUAUAAAGGAAUCUUAUAGUGACUUAAUUGUGUGACAUCAUAUUGUUAGAUGGUAUUUUUAUGUAGGUCUUCUUGAUCUAGAUCUUGAUGGUGGCCGAGGUCCUCUCUCAUCUUCUCUCCGUUGUUGUUGAAUUUGUUGAAACAAAGAAACGACGCAUAAAACGCAUGAUAACUAAAUCAUUACGAUAGAGAAGGGAACAAGAAAGCGAGAAUUACAAGUGAUAUUUACUGCAUAAUUUAUCCAAAAAUGAAUACUCUUGCUUAUAAAAACGAGAAGAAAGCAAAAGUGAAGACAAUUGUAGAACAUCAAAAUUCAAAUAUAAUAUGAAGUUAAUUCAAACCUACUUAGAAUUGUUUUGUAUAAAUAAAUCGGCUUAUUUUCACUUUUUGUAGAACUAGCUGAUUUUUUUAUUUAAGUUUUUGUUCCGUAGUUUUUAAUCUUUUCAUAUUAGUGUAUUCUACUUGAACAUCUGAACAUUGUCGAACAUCAUACGACAAAUGGCAUAAGCAUGUAGCUCUUUCUUUUGGAUACCGGCCACAUUAAUUUUGAUUCUUGGUAUCCUAAACCAUGAUUUGUACAUAUUGUUGAAUGAUUUUACUCAUUGAAUUAAGAAUUAACAUACAAAAUGAGUGAAGGAAUGCUGGGAAUGAAACUAAAUAUAUUUAACUGAAAAUUUAAGGUCCUUUGUUCGGUUUACGUUACUGGUUGUCUAUGUAAAAAGGGGUAGAGUGUUGAAGGAUUUGGUUAAAGAAUAGACACCACCCCCCCUUCCAAUUUUUAAAAAAAUCCAUAAUGUGUUGUUUUAUUUUUUUGAUGGGAACGACUUAGUAUGAUUGGUUGCUCUGGCUGUUUCUUUUAGAUCACAGUGCAUUAUUCACAAUACAUCCCAUGAUAUUCCUAAAAAACUUACAUCAACGAGUGUAGAUGUGAUGUGAAAUGCCAGAGGCAAAACAAGAGAGAUUCCCAUUAUGGACAUCUGGAGCUGUAAGCAAAUAUAAUAUCCAUAUUCCAUUAUGAUUAUAAAUAAGUAAAUUAUAUACUUUGAUCAUUAUUGAAUUGAAAAUAACGUUGGGAAAAUUAGAUUGAAGUUUUAUCGAAUGCGGAGUGAGAUUAUCUGAUUGUGUGGGAAGGAAAAGAGCGUAACUUUGAUUUACAUAAUAUUUGUAUUCAUAUAUAUAGUGAAAUUAUAUUGCAUAUAUACCUUUUCCAAAUGGUGUGUAUUUUCUUGCAUAAACUAGCAUGUGUUGUUUUUAAGGGAGUUUCCUUUGAAUUCAUGUCAUGCUUUUCCUAAAAUUUUGUGAUUAUGAAUACAUAUUGCUUAUUAUUUCGUUCAUCUAUCGGAAAAAUGAAAAGUUACUCUUACCAUCGCUCCAAACACCUCUACAAUUGUGAUGAAAUGUAAAACAACCAGGCAGCAUAGCACAAUUAAGAAAGGAAGAACUAGAAAUCGGUAGCGCUGGAAAAUAAAACGGAUAUUUUCUAAUAUUUACACUGAAAAGACUGGUUGAUUAUUUAAUCAAUCAUUAAUGUAAAUAAUUUGUUCAUCCUUUAGCUCAUCGGGCAAGUACAUGUAGUAUAUUUUUUAAGCUUUAGGGUUAAAGUUAAGAAAAUAAUUAAAAUAAUAUUUGGAAAUAACUAAAAUAAUAUUUUUUCCAUAAAAAAGUCUGGGGCUUAAGGUACGUGAUAUAGUAGUGUGGUCUUGUAAAGUCAACCUUGUGUCAACAUUUUUAUAAUUUAUAAGUUUUGUUUCACUAUGAAAUAUUCAUUUAAUGAUAUUAAAUACUUACCCUACAUGCUGCAAACACCAACAUGAUGGAAACGAUUAGGUAUAUAACGAAAAACAGCAAAGCAAAUAUCCUGCCAUAAAAUUCAGUUCGAUCCUGGUCUUCAAUUUCACUGAUUAUAUCUCCUAUGAACAGAAAUCAGAAGUGUUAGGAAUGAAAAUAUUUCUUACAAUCUCAAAAUUGAUUGGUGAUUUUUAUAUAUUUGCACAACAUGAGGACAUGGCCCUGGGAAGCGGGGGUGCUGGGGUGCUGAAGCACCCCCCAAAAUUUACUUGGGGUGCUGAGUGUAUUUUCCGUAGUCAGCACCCCCGGUUGUUCUAGAAGAUGUGUAAAAAUUGGAAAAUGUUACCAAAAUGACAGUUAUUUUGUAGUAAAGCUUUUUUUUCUUUCUUUCUUUUCAAAUUUUCGCAACCAUUUCAUUGAUUGAUUAUUUGUCAGGUAACUAUGAACAAGUACAAGAAAAUAUGAACAGAAGUGUAUACCGUGACAGGAUUGCCCAUGAAAGCCGAGAUGGCUUAUUUCCAAUGGGGUCCCUACAUCAGUAAUUGAAGACAAUGAACAUCUAUGAAAAAACACCUAUAGAAAUCUACAAACUACAUCAAUUAAAUCUAGACCACUAAAUUAACACGAUGAAUUGUAAAACUUAAUAUAUAAAAAGACAAAAACAAAUAAGUUUGCCAUGAAAAACAUUUAGAAACAUUUGAACUCUUUUUUGUAGCGAAAAGCUUUUUUUUCUUUCUUUUUUUUUUGCUUUUCAAAUUUACAUCAGCACCCCUACUUAAAAAUAUCGUUCCCAGUGCCCUGCAUGAGGUAUGUAUGUUUAGGGUGGGUUUUAGUAUUUUUUAAAGAAAUAGUAUACUCAAAUAUUCAUUUUUUUUUACGUUUCUUAAUUCACAAUAUUUUCUAUACUUAAAAAAUAAGUUGAACUUUGCACCUUAACCAAUUUCACUCCUGGAGAACCUUUAAAGACUCUCUUCUUUCUGAAAAGUGAAUAGUAUGUGUAAAUUGCACAUUUUAAGGUAAUCACAGUUUAAGAUUGGUCUGCACAUUUUAUGAUAAUAAGAAUAUUAUUAAAAAUGCAUAGUUGAACCCACAUUUCUUAGUGUGUACUAUGAUAAUGACGAAAUCAAAUAUUGUUUGUUAAUUAUGUAUUCGUAUUGUGCAUAAAGUUAGAUUCAAUAUUUCAAGUGAUCUAGAAUGGAUCGGUUUAAUUGAUAUGGUCUGGUUUCUAAUGUGUUACUUGCGUUGGAAUUAAUUUUAUUUGUAAUGAUUAUGUAGGCGACUUGGUGUUUAUCCUUUUAUCAUGCUUAUAAUGUUAAGAUUCUUUUUAACAUAUUUUUCAGUCAGCAAUUGGAAAAUAUUUGUGUAAUUUUGAUAAAGAAUGUUGGAUCUAAUUCGAUUGAAAUUGUAAUUUAGGGAAUCGUUUCAAAAGAGCGAAUAUUCAAUUUUUUAUCUUUUGAGAAAUAAUUAUGUCAACGAAUAAUAUGUUGUGAGCUGUAGGUUUAAGUCCAUGUAUUUCAUAAGUUUGUAAUGUAUGAAUCAACUGUUCUGGUCCGGAAAAUGUUCAAUGUUUAAUUAUGUUAAUCCACUAUUGCCCUUUUCCAUGUGAAAAUUCUUAAAAUAAUAUAUCUGAUAUAACCAUGAUAUACUGUAAUGAACAUGAGUGAACUCAUUACCCUGCUCAGGGGAAUAAGGGGGCAUUUCUGAAAGAAAAUGCAAUUUUACUGGGUUUUCUGUACUUGUUAAAAUUUUCUAUUUACUUCUCCUUUAUGUUGAAUUAAAAAAUAUGGAAUAAAAGA
Messenger RNA from Lytechinus pictus (painted urchin), 8499 nucleotides. Its product is annotated as ATP-binding cassette sub-family C member 9-like. Gene Ontology annotation, biological process: transmembrane transport. Gene Ontology annotation, cellular component: membrane. Gene Ontology annotation, molecular function: ABC-type transporter activity; ATP binding; ATP hydrolysis activity. The record is from RefSeq and is a predicted model, not a curated record. The transcript is spliced from 30 exons. The coding region runs from base 99 to 4103 and encodes 1334 amino acids. NCBI's taxonomy places the organism in Eukaryota, Metazoa, Echinodermata, Echinoidea, Temnopleuroida, Toxopneustidae.